Parascedosporium putredinis is the source of this 1728-nucleotide messenger RNA. NCBI's taxonomy places the organism in Eukaryota, Fungi, Ascomycota, Sordariomycetes, Microascales, Microascaceae. The record is from the annotation of a GenBank genome assembly.
AUGCCUCCAAAAUCGAGUUCCCGCGCGAAAGAGUUUGCCGAGUUGGACAAGCGACCGGCUCAGGACUACGACCCGGAAGAUACUCGGGACAAGAGCGACGGAGAUGAGGAUAGUGAAAAUGAAAGCGAGGUGGAGCGUGCUGGCACAGAACACUAUGUUUCUCAAGAGCAAGAUCCGGCAAAGGACGCCGUCACGUUAGGACCGCAAUACCGGGGCACACGGGUUUCACGCGAGGCCCUCCAGGACGAUGACGAUGACGACGACGAUGACGACGAGUCGCAGGAAAGCGACGAUGACGAGGAAGGUCUCGGGUCCGGCGAUAAAUAUGACGACCCGGACAAGGCCGACCUAACGGUUGAUAUGAAGCGCCUUGGUGACGAAGAUUUCGAAAUCGACAGCGACGAAGCCUUCAACGACUCUGAUGAGGAAAGGUUUCAGGGCCAUACUUUUCGGGGUAGCUCAAAAACCAAGAAAGGGUCGGGCGAAGGCAGGAAAACAAGGCCGAUCGCUGCCGACUUCAUGACUGAUAGCGAGAAGGAGGACCAGGACGACGCUAUGAGCGAAGACGGUGAUGAAGGUGAUGAGGAUAGCGACGAUGAUGGCGCUGCCCUUGGCUCCAGUGGGGAAGAGGAGGAAGAUGAAGAAGAAGAAGAAGAGGAAGAGGACGAGGAGGACGAUGAGGAUGGGGGCAAUGAGAGCGAAGAAUCUGACGGUGGCGUAGCUCUUGGUUCCGACCUUGAGGAAGAGGAAGAGGAAGAGUCAGACGCAUCGCAAGAAGAGGACGCCUCAAAGUCCGGAUCCCGGUCUGACAAGAAGACAGUCCUUGCAGCCAUUUCAGACUCGGCCAAGCAAGACGCCGGUAAAGGACAAGCCGUCCGGCAACAGCGCAAAAUUUUCGAUGGUCUCCUCAACAUCCGUGUUCGUCUCCAAAAGGCCCUCAUUGCGGCCAACACCUUUGGCCAGAUUGACCAGGCUGACGAUGACGAUGACGAUGACGCCGGAGCAGAAGCCUAUGCCGCAGCGGAGGCAGCGGCACUUAAACUCUGGAGCACCAUUGACGACCUCCGUUCAGGCAUAACGAGCAAGACGAAGACUGGGGACAAGAGGAAGAGGGAUAUUGACGUCUUGACGAGUAAUGAUACCAUCUGGGGCUACAUGGACGAAACUGAACAAGCGGCGAGGGCGAACAGGAAGAAGGUUUUGGAUAAAUGGUCCAACAAGAUCGGGGCGACGACAGUUCCAGUGGGCAACAGGCUCAACCUCGGUGCGACGCGCAGCUCGAUCUCCUCGGUCCUCGACGAGCAACUCCUCGCUCCGGGUCGUCUUCUCUAUCGCUCCCGCGACACCGAGAUUUACGAUGAUGCCGACUUUUACCAGCUUCUACUGAAGGAACUCGUCGACCAGCGAUCGGCGGACUCUGGGACGACGGGUGGGCAGGAAAACGGAGUGGUGACGGUGCAAUGGGCAGCGAUGAAGGAGGCCAAGUCGAACAAGGUUGUGGAUAGGAAGGCUAGCAGGGGCAGGAAGAUGCGCUUCACGGUGCAUGAAAAACUACAGGGAUUCAUGGCAUCGGAGGACAGGCGCUCCUGGGAACAGGAUGCCAUUGAUAGGUUCUUUGGUACCUUGUUUGGGCAAAAGAUGCAGCUCAAUGAAGAUGAGGAGGGAAGCGAUGAGGAGGACGAAGAGAUGAACGCCGAGGAGGCCGGCCUGAGGCUCUUCAGGUCUUGA